UCGUUGGCGACGGCGUCAAAUUGCAACAACAUGGUGGUGGAACUGAACGCAUGGGACCCAACGCAGUACAACCGUGCUGCGGGGUUUGUCGCUCGAGAGUUUGGUGAGAGCCUGGUCGAGGUCCUUCGUCCUCAGCCGAACGAGACGAUCUUGGACCUGGGCUGCGGUGAUGGUGCCGUCACGGCGAAGAUCGCGGCGACUGGUGCGAGCGUCAUUGGAGUGGAUUCCAGCGAGCCCAUGGUGUCGCACGCGCGGGCGCAUUUCGGCCUGGACGCACGUGUCAUGGAUGGCCAAGCAUUGACGUUCGACAAUGGCGAAGUGUUCGAUGCGGUGUUUUCGAACGCGGCAUUGCACUGGAUGCCCAACACCGAAGGCAUCCUCAGUAGCGUGGCCUCGGUGCUCAGGCCUGGAGGUCGCUUCGUUGUCGAGUGUGGGGGGUUUGGCAACAUUGCGUCCAUCGUGACGGCCAUCGUUGCCGUCUUGGCUCGACAUGGAAUCGAUGGCCGGUCGAAAAUUCCAUGGACGUUUCGAACGGCGACCGAGUGGGAAGCGCAUCUGACCAACGCGCGCUUCCGUGUCAAAUCGAUUGCGAGUUACUCGCGGCAGCCAGUGUUGCCCGACGGGAUCGUUGGGUGGCUCAAGACGUUCGGGGACAACUUUUUUGACGAGUUGCCCGUGGAUAAGCGGGAAGAAGCGAUGCACGACAUCCAAGACCUGCUGAAAUGGAGCUUGUGCGAUCGAGAAGGUUUGUGGCGAGCCGACUACAUCCGCCUGCGUUUCGAGGCGAUCAAGGAGUGAUGAGGCGUGCGAUCAAUCCAUCGCGAGUGGUCAGUCGGGACAUCCUCUGAUCCUCCAACCUAAUCCUCAUGGAAUGCAUGGCCCAUGCAUCGUACUUGGAA
Molecule: messenger RNA, 899 nt
Organism: Aphanomyces invadans
Lineage: Eukaryota; Oomycota; Saprolegniomycetes; Saprolegniales; Verrucalvaceae
Exons: 2
Coding region: 31-798 (255 amino acids)
Molecular function (GO): S-adenosylmethionine-dependent methyltransferase activity
Source: RefSeq, a predicted model, not a curated record